UUUUACGAACAUAAACUUUAAAACUCAAAGGGCAUUCCUUUUAAUAUGAACUCAAUCUGAAAAAUCUUAAUCAAAAAACAUCGCAGUCCCUUUUUUUUAUUUACACUUGAAAUUCCAACUAGACGAUAAAUAAAAUUGACUUUGAUAGUUAAAUGGAUAUAUCUAGAUUAAUUUUGCUGACUUAUCGAAUCAUUUAAAAAUUUGGCCAAAUUUGAUAUUAAUAUUAUAUUAAUUUGAUAUUAAUUCAUUGUAUAAAUAUUUUUAGCAUAUCGAUUCAUUUUGUCUUAUAAGUCUCACCAUGAGUAGUGAUUCAAGUCAGGUUUUGAAAGAUGAUGUCAAAAGAAGUAAAUUUAACACUUCUUCAGACUGUGCUGAAGCCAUGCUUGAAAAAAUGGAUGGGGAAUAUUUAAUAACUGACGUUUGCGCCAAUUUAACAAAUAAAAAAUUUGCUCGGGAUGUUGACAGUGUGAUUCAGCGGUCUAAAAAUGCUGGAAUAAAGAAAAUUAUUGUUUCGGGAACAAAUAUUGCCUCAAGUAGAGAAGCUCUGCGUUUGACUAGAUUAUAUCCUGAUUAUAUAUAUUGUGCAGCAGGAGUUCAUCCUAAUGAAGCAAAAAAUUGGGAUGAGGACUUUGAAGAAGAAUUGAAAGAUAUUCUUUCAAAUCCAGAGUGUGUGGCUAUAGGACAAUGUGGCUUGGACUAUAGUAAAAAUGUUUCUGAACAGUCAGAGCAAAAGGAAGUAUUGAUUAAGCAGCUGAAGCUGGCUAAGGAGUUGAAAAAGCCAAUUCUUAUAAGUGAGAGGGAUGCUCAUAAUGAUUUAUUAGAAAUACUGAAAAAUAAUUCUUCUAGUCUGCCAGAUAUUCUAAUCCAUUCUUUUUGUGGAAAAGUAGAAGAGUUAAAAGCCUAUCUUUCCAGUGGCUGUUACAUUGGUUUGACAGGUUCUGUUUGGAAGGACAAAUCUGAGGAAGGUUUGAAGAAAAUCAUUGAGGAUAACCUGGUGCCACUAGAUCAUCUCCUGAUCGAAAGUGAUUCACCAUUUAUGUAUCCAAACACCAGAGCCAGUCAAAUUCCUGCAUCAGUCAAAGAGAAACUAACUGAAAAAUCUUUGAGCUUUCUUCAAAGAUAUUGUACUUUUCAAAGGAAUGAGCCCUGCUCUCUUCCUGUGACUAUUGAAAUGCUUGCUGCAUUCUAUAAAAUUCGACCUGAUGAAAUGGCUCUUCAAACUACCUAUAAUGCCUUAAAGUUAUUUGCAUUGACCUAAUAUAGAAAACUUUUAUAGAUGUAUAUUUCUCAUGUCUUACAAGCAUUUGAUAUUUCUCUAAGAUUUAAAAUGUAGUGCUAUAAAUGUAUAUUUAAAAUGUAGUGCUACAGGAUUAUUUGUAAGAUCCUAUAAGCUAUACAAAAGAUGCAGGUAAUUUACGAUUGCCCCAUAUUGAAUCGAUAUCCGCAUAGUUUCAAUUCAGUUAAAUUUCAUUUGCUUAAUAAAAUUGCCCAAUUUAAUUACCAAAUGAAAAUUAUGUACAUAAUUUAUAGGACUCUAAUUAUGAGUAUUCAAAAAUGUAUUGGGACUUUCUUCUUCUGAUCCACUAUAAAAUUUUAUCUUUUUACCACUUUAAAUAUAAUGUAAUAGCUCAAUAUUUUUAUUUCUUAAGCAAUAUACAUGUUAUGAUCAUGGUGAAUUAAUGUUUAAGAAAAAAAUUUUUGUUUUUAGAAAUGAUUUAUAGUUUAAGAAUUGUUGUUAGUCUUCAAAUAAAACAAAAUAAUGAUAAGUUAAGAGCGAUUACCAUUGUGUUUGUCUAAAAAAAAUAAUAAUAACACUUGUUUUCUUUAGGGAUAUUUAUUGCUAGCAUAUUAAGUCCAGUUUAAUCUCUGUUUAACAGUGCUCUAUUUAACAACCACUUUUAUCUUCAUGAUCUUAUGUUUGCAGUCUUCAUAGUUGAGAAAGGAUUAAAUUUUUUAAUGUGUUAAAAAAAUCUUUUUAUUUUUUCAUUUCAGCUAGCCAAUUUUCGUUGAAUGGAAACUAGUUUUAAAAAAUAGCUUAAAAAUCAAAGUUUAUCAUUCAAUAAUCAUGAAUGCAAACCUAUUAAUUUCUACUAUUUUUUAGGAUGAUUUUCCUGAGUGGUAAUGAAAGGACAAUUGAAUUAAAUUUGUGAGCAGAAAUUUUUCUAGAGCUUCAGUGCAUGUGUAUAUUUUAUUUAUUUAUUUGUAUGGUGGUAAAAAUUAUUUUAAAUUAAAUUUAUAAGCAAUGAAACUUUUUUUCAAAUUUAAUAUAGAAGAAAAUUUAAGAAGUUAUCUAGUCCUGUUACUGUUAGAAAUGUCGCUUUGAGAAAACACCAUUUAGAGUUGUCUAAACCUGAUUCUAUUAUUAUUAA
Parasteatoda tepidariorum (common house spider) is the source of this 2369-nucleotide messenger RNA. RefSeq lists its product as uncharacterized. Gene Ontology annotation, cellular component: cytosol. The record is from RefSeq and is a predicted model, not a curated record. Gene Ontology annotation, molecular function: single-stranded DNA 3'-5' DNA exonuclease activity. Lineage: Eukaryota; Metazoa; Arthropoda; Arachnida; Araneae; Theridiidae.